CGCGAGGCGCCCAAGGACCUGGCGGGCGUGCUGGACGAGAGCGCCAACACGCUGUUCCUCACCGAGCUCUGGCGCGGCCUGGCCCUCACCCUGAAGGUCUUCUUCGAGCGCCCCGUGACGAUCAACUAUCCAUUCGAGAAGGGCCCGCUGAGCCCGCGGUUCCGUGGCGAGCAUGUGCUGCGCCGCUACCCCACCGGCGAGGAGCGCUGCAUCGCCUGUAAGCUGUGCGAGGCGAUCUGCCCCGCCCAGGCCAUCACCAUUGAGACAGAAGAGCGCGAGGACGGCAGCAGGCGCACGACCCGCUACGACAUCGACAUGACCAAGUGCAUCUACUGCGGCUUCUGCCAGGAGGCGUGCCCCGUGGACGCAAUCGUGGAGGGGCCCAACUUUGAGUACAGCACCGGCACCCGCGAGGAGCUGCUGUACGACAAGCAGAAGCUGCUGGCCAAUGGCGACCGGUGGGAGGUGGAGGUGGAGAAGAACCUGCGCAGCGAGGCCAUGUACCGCUGA
Messenger RNA from Chlorella variabilis, 510 nucleotides. RefSeq lists its product as hypothetical. Gene Ontology annotation, biological process: mitochondrial respiratory chain complex I assembly; mitochondrial electron transport, NADH to ubiquinone. The record is from RefSeq and is a predicted model, not a curated record. Gene Ontology annotation, cellular component: membrane. The transcript is spliced from 5 exons. The annotation marks the transcript as partial. Gene Ontology annotation, molecular function: NADH dehydrogenase activity; 4 iron, 4 sulfur cluster binding. Lineage: Eukaryota; Viridiplantae; Chlorophyta; Trebouxiophyceae; Chlorellales; Chlorellaceae.